Aspergillus pseudoviridinutans is the source of this 444-nucleotide messenger RNA. RefSeq names its product Hsp20/alpha crystallin family protein. The record is from RefSeq and is a predicted model, not a curated record. Lineage: Eukaryota; Fungi; Ascomycota; Eurotiomycetes; Eurotiales; Aspergillaceae. Bases 1 to 444 code for a protein of 147 amino acids. Gene Ontology annotation, biological process: protein complex oligomerization; response to hydrogen peroxide; response to salt stress. The transcript has a single exon.
AUGUCUUUGAUGCAAAGGAAUCCUGGCGCUGGCUUUCCCUCCUUGUCUCGAGCUCUUAAUGACCUUGAGUCCUUCCUAAACCGCCCAGCAAGCAGCGAUGAUGUGCUGGGUCACUAUCCUCGGUUUGACGUCCGCGAGACGAAAGACAACUACCGUCUCGACGGAGAGCUUCCGGGAGUGGACAAGAAGGACAUUGAUAUUGAACUGAGCGACGACAACAUCCUCACCAUCAAGGGGCGUUCUGAGCGAGAGUCAACAUCAGAAGACCCCGAACAAUCCUGGUGGUGUUCUGAGCGUUCGGUGGGAGAGUUUAGACGUUCGUUUCGGUUUCCCAACGAUGUGGACCGCGAUGGUAUCGAUGCAAGCUUGAAGGACGGUGUCCUCUCGAUUACCAUCCCGAAAACAGCCGAAUCAACUGUGAGCAAGCGUAUCGAUAUUAAGUGA